Messenger RNA from Sebastes umbrosus (honeycomb rockfish), 4099 nucleotides. Its product is annotated as GDNF family receptor alpha-4-like. Lineage: Eukaryota; Metazoa; Chordata; Actinopteri; Perciformes; Sebastidae. Gene Ontology annotation, biological process: nervous system development. Bases 336 to 1721 code for a protein of 461 amino acids. The transcript has 8 exons. Gene Ontology annotation, molecular function: signaling receptor activity. Gene Ontology annotation, cellular component: signaling receptor complex; external side of plasma membrane. The record is from RefSeq and is a predicted model, not a curated record.
UCCAGCUGGACAACUGUGGAGCUGCGACGCAACCACACGCACUGUAUAGUCGGACUGGUGAUCAGAUGCGGAGAAACUUUUUUUUUGGGUGAUAAAUGUUUUUGCCUCCACUAUUGAUCAAUAGCCUAUAUAACUGCGAUCCGAAAAAAUAAAUGGGACUACAAAAAUCGCGAGAAUUUGAAUCGCUCCAGCUGCGCGCACGGUUCAGUUUUAGCCAACUUUGUGCAGUAGUCCAUCCGAUCUGCCUCAGUCCGUGCAGAGGAGGCGGCUGGAUGUGGCAGGAGACGGGUCACUGAAACUGCGAGUUUCCCCCCCAGUCCUCCAACUCUCCUCCAAUGUCACCGGACAGGAUGAUGCUCAUUGGACUCCUGCUCAAUGUCUUCUCUCAUGGUAGUGUGCCAGUGUCUGCAUCCUUUGACUGUCUGGUGGCGGAGCAGGACUGCAUCCAGGAGCAGUCCUGCAUCCAGGAGCAGUCCUGCAUGGUGCUCUAUCGACUGCUGGAGUACUGUGCGGCUGAGGAGGCCGUGUCGCCCCUCGGCCCAGACGCCCGCCUGGAGUGCCUGGAGGCCCAGAACUCCUUGCAGCAUUACCGCCCCCUUCAAGUUUGCAAGUGUCAGCGUGGCUCUCGCAGAGAGGAACACUGCCUCAGGGUCUACUGGACUGUGAGAUUUGCAGCAUAUGAUGAGUAUGAAGUGUCUCCAUAUGAAGAACUGGAGUUAAAUCUGGUGAGAAACAUUGAGAUGUCACGUAUGGCCUCCAUCAUGGCAGCUUCCUCUCUUUCCGUGGACGGCCAAAACCAGUGUCUGAAGGCAGCGCAGGACUGUGGCCUGUAUGAGAAAUGUGGCUCCCUGCGGUCAGAAUAUGUUGUAGCUUGCACCAAGCGAGCAACAGUGUCUGACAACAGCUGUAACCGCCAGAAAUGCCACAAAGCCCUGCGGCGCUUCCUGGAGCGCGUGCCAGAGGAGUACAGCUUCGCCCUACUCUUCUGUCCCUGUUCUGACACUCUGUGUGGGGAGCGCCGGAGGAAAACCAUCGUCCCGUCAUGUUCCUAUGAGGAGAACGGGAGAGGGGAGGAAAGAGUGGGCAAGCCCAACUGCCUCAGCCUGCAGAACUAUUGCUCCAGAGACGAGCUGUGUAGAUCCCGGUUCGCUGAUUUCCAACACAACUGCCAGCCCUCCCCUCUAUCUGCCACUGGCUGUAUGCGAGACAGCAGAGCCAUGUGCCUGAAGGCCUACGCUGGACUCAUAGGCACCAUCAUGACUCCCAACUAUGUGAGCAACAGCAGCACAGAAGUAUCCCAGUGGUGCACAUGUGAUGGUAGCGGGAACGAAUGGCAGGGCUGUCAGCGCAUCCUGCACUUGUUCAACAACAAUAUAUGCCUGCGCAAUGGCAUCAGCUCCAUGGGAAUCUCCGCACCUCCUCCUGUGGAAAACACUCCGGUGCCAGCUUCACAGCCCUCCCCGCGCAUCUACCAGGAGAGGGUCCACGUCAGUGUUAACACUCUCCCUGAAUUCAACAGUAUGGAGGACAGCGAGGAAGAAGAGAGGGAGGAUGAAGAAAGCGAGGAAUUCAACAUCAUCCCACCUUACUCUGAGAAGGACUCUAACACUGAAUCGGGGGCUAGAGGGAGUAAACGUGGAGCAGCUAGCCGAGCGCUGCCCGUGUUAACAUUACUGCUGCUGCCUACGCUCAUCCUGGACUUGGAGUGUUGGAGCUACUGAAGCCUCCAUCUCAUUUCUCCGCUCAGAUUUUACACUCGCUACCACUUUCAAAUCCAUCACCGCACUUGGAAUGAGCCACAGAGGACAUUUGCGAGGAAGAAAUGCUGCAUUUCUUUCUUUCUUUUUUUUCCAUUUUUAAAACACCCCGACUUUAUAUUAUUAUUCUGUUUCUGCUAUCACUGCCUCCUCAAGAGUUAAAAGAUAUCAGUAGUCCUGCAGUAUCUGCCACGUCUUCGCUCGAGUCCUCUCCUAUGAAACGCAGCGAACAACGUGAGCAGAUAUACGAGUGCACGGGUGAAUUUAGAAAUGCUGUCUGGGCAAAUACUCUAUCUGGAGUCUGCUUUACACUCAAAGUACAUCCCCUCUUUUAACAAGAAGCACAUCGCCCAAGGCCACAUCCACUAUACACACUCCCAAAAAACCAUAACCAGCCUGCCCCUCUGCAACCAGGCAGGAGCACGGCUUUUGAUUUCUAUUUCAUGACUCAUGUCACAUCCGUUUCUUUGUCGGCCCCUUUGGCUCUUCCUCUCCCCGCUUCAUGCUAUGGUUGAGUAAGGUAAUCCACUUUACAACAAGCUAAUCAGAAACCGCACCACACUUAAACUGCUUUGUACCAUUGAAGGAGAAAAAACUUUUUGAAAAGUGCAGCGUUUAAAAAGAGAUAAGACACGAACCGAAUGUGUUGUCGCAUUAUGUAUGACACAUCUUAUGCCUUUGUGCAGAGUGCAACAGUCGCUCUGCUCUGCUUCUUUUGUUAACAUGCCACUUAGUAUUAUUCCUACCAGGGCGAGCGACUGAGAAUUCAACCAUGGGCAAAAGUAAUGAGAUCAAAUUCUAUUGUAGAAAUGACGAGCAUGAGAAAAGCGACAUGAGCAAUUACAGCACAAUUCAAAUUGCUCAGCAUGCAGGGAAAGUCUGGAGUAAGGCUCAGGGGAGGAAAUAGCCAAUUUGCUGCUGUCACACCCUCUCACCUUUUUCUUCUUCCUUGGGAGGUGUGUUUUUAGUGCUCCUUGCCCAUCGUGUGCUUUAGAUGUUGUGAGAGCAGGAUGCGGAGAAAGGGAUGGACACAUGAGGCUGUAAAGCCUGCUGGCUGCUCCCAUCAUUGAGCAGCACAUUGAGCCAUUCUCCCUCUGCCUGAAAUAGCUUUUGCUGAUGUUAAUGAUUUUUUUUUCUCUUAUGGCCCAUUUUCUUGUGAAAUUACGCAGCUGCAGGGAUGUAGGUAAAGAAAAGUAUAGUGAAGUUUUUGUAGCGGGAUAGACUCUUCUAAUUUGAGGAUGAGUUUGCAAGAAAUAACCUGCCUGAGCUCUGUAAGAAAAAUUUCUUGUAUCGCUUCAUGUUGUCUCUAAUGAUGCAAACUACCAUCAAAUCAUUGUGGUUAUACAUUUAUUUCGUUCAUUAAAACGGACACAUCAAAAAAAAAACAUUCUUGGAUGUCACUUGAGGAGGCAGUAUGGCCCCACUACUGGACUUGUUUACAUGAUGGUUUAUUGACAUGAAGACUGAACUUUUACGGUAUAAAGGCAGGAACGCACUGGAAGUGUAUGAGCUAUGCUUUUGCAAAUGCAGUUCUGUAACCACUUCAAAGUUGGGUUUGAUUUUUAGAAGUCAAAGUAGAACUUCAAUGGACGUUUUAAGGUUAGUAGAUCUGUAGUGGCUGUUACCCACCUUGGGGCAAAAUGACAUCAUGCAGGUUUUGUUGAGAGUUUGGCUACAGGAAGCUAAGAAGUGGAAGAGGAAAAGGCCAGUUAAAAGCUCUGAAGUGUGACUGCAGGCUUAGUGGGCACAGAAAAUAUUGGGACAGAAUAUUUGAAAUAGAAAUUCAGGUUGGACAACCAGCUGGUAUCCACAUAUAUGAACCAGACCAUAGAAGAGACAUGUUGAUGGAUAAACAUGCUAAAUAAACAGUGCAGUGUCAAUGAUGCUUCUCAUUCAUAAAGCAUCAAAUGAACAGCUUCUAGCAACAAGUGUCAAUUGCAUCCAGUAUGCUCUGGCCUUAAUGACGGAAUUUGAGUUUACAUGUAUUUUCACAUUUCAAUAGGUUUGUUUAUAUUUGUAAACUAUGUAAAGUAAACAUGUGCAUUAUAAACAUGGCUUGUAUUUUUUGAUGAGUUAAAAUUAAAAGCUUAUUCUCCAUCCAUAAAGCAAAAUUCUGUAAGAAAAUAUGUGAAUAAUCCCCAAAUUAGACAAUUUUUAGACUGUAUCUUGAACAUCCACCUGAGAGACUAUGUACAGUACUAUGUUUCACAUGCUAACCUUCUUUUAAAGACAUAUCAAACAUGCCAAAUAAUUCUGACUGUAAUGUGUUAUAACUGUGUGAUUUUGUGACAGAACAGUGUGCCGAUUUGGUAGAAGAAGAAUAAAAGUCACAUUGGAAAUUU